AUGUCUCUGGCGAGUGAAUUGUACUACCGGCGAAACCUGUCGGGUGCCGUUUCACUGAAGAAUUACUUUCCCACUACUGAUGAAGUUAGAUGGCACCUUAAAUUUGUGAAGGCGCUCGACAAGUACAAGCGCACCAUCCUCAACUCUGAUCGGUCGCUCCCAGGAGAUAUAUGGCGGGUGUUUUUGAUCUAUGCCCUGCGUCGUUUUAUUGUAUUCAUGCUGGCGUGUUUCCGAGAAUAUAACCACCAACCGGGAAAGGUGAAUGAGGAGAAGAACUUUGAACAUGGCUUCAAGCUGUCGCCGAAAUUCCUUCAGUUUAUGAGUCGGCUAGUGCCGCCUCUAGAUGUAGCCAUGGUGUGGUAUUCCUACCUUAUGGAUCUGGGUGCUUGGUAUGAUCGGGGGAUCCGUGGUGACUUUAUGAAUUUUAUCAACAUUCCUUUCCCUCUCCAAGCAAUUGCGCAAGCUAUUGAUGAUGACUCCUAUGACUACAACCCUCAGCCUCAAGAUGUUCAAUACUACCAACAGGUAAUGACAAACUUUUCUCAGGAUGAGCCAGAACGAAUCUAUCACGUCCCCAGCAUCAGCGUUAUACCUGAUUCGGUAUUUGUGUGGUGUCCCAAUUGUGGGGAAAACAUUUUGCCUUCGGUUCCAUGGACCAACGACGACUUGACCGGGUUUGCCGAUGCUGACUUUGUGGCCCAGAAGGCGCCCAACCUGUCGUGUCGUUGUCCAUUCUCACCUAUGAUCACUCACGAUGAGUUACGCAAACGUACGUUGUAUUAUUUCAUCAAAAACAACUUGUUUUUGCCGGGGUUAUUCAAACACUUCAGUGAGGUUUUCCACAGUUACAAAAAGGUUGAAAGUUUGCAAGCUGAUAUUAACAAAACGCUUUCGUCGGAUAGAUUAUUGCGGAACAUGCCCAAUAUGCUGUUCUCGGAAUUUGUUUGGGGUGUACGCCAAAAGUGUCGUCUGUCUGACUUUGCUCAAAAAAUGGAUUUGAUCAUGGCCCCGUUGGCCAACACUAACAUUGUAUUCACCACUGGUAGUAACACGUUGACAUUCACGGAAGACUUUGUGCAAAUGGUCAGGAAUUGCGAACCAUUUUUUGAAAAGUUGACACAAUUAAACUGGGCCGAAGACAAGUAUCAAACAUUGUUGAUCGACGAGCUGAUUAAGCGAUACCGUAAAUGGUUACCGGUGUCCAGAGCCACUAAAGGGCAGGCAAUUUUUCCUACUGUGGAUAUCGACUUGAUUUGGCGCACCCACCAGUUAGCUCCAUUCUUCUAUUUCAACUUCAUGAAGGAAGAGAUGAAAUAUAUGUUGGACGAGAGUUUCGUUGCUCAAAAUGCACUUCAAGUAUAUGAAUAUACUUUGGUGCAAUACAAAGGGAUUGCUGGCCAUGACUUGAGCAUUUGUAAAUGUAAUGCCUGUGUACGUAAACGGCAUGGUAUGGGCGACGAACUGUUACUGCGAGCCAUGGGCUCGAUGUCGUUAUCGGAAAAAGUGAACUUCAACAAUAUGUCCGAAAAGGAGCGCAUGGCCCAGCAUUAUGCCCAGCAAGAGCAACAGGGCAGUUCCAAGGGACAAGGAGGCUACUCCCUUAGUGAAACGCAAGGCCUUCCUCCUAGUUAUCCGGACGACAACUAUGCACCGCCUCCCGGACAUCCUCCCAAGCAGGAUUAUGCACCUCCUCCUGGUCCUCCUCCCCAAGAUGACUUUGCCCCUCCUCCUGGCCCCCCUCCUCAAGAUGAUUUUGCCCCUCCUCCUGGCCCCCCUCCUCAAGAUGAUUUCGCUCCUCCUCCUGGUCCUCCGCCGCAGGAUGAUUUCGCCCCCCCAUCAGGACCCCCGCCUGAAAAAGGCGGCAAUUCGUCAUUGGACUCAAGGGGACAACAGCCAAUUGGGGGAGGUGGAGCUUCCCAAAAUCCUUCCGCCCCUCCUUUACCCCCCGGGUAUGCGAAUGCAAGUGCCAGUGGCAAGGCUGGGGUUUGGCUAGCACUUUCUCCCACUUACCCACAAAAGUGUGACGCGGUACAUCAAGUGUGUGAGUGUCGAGGCGGUAUGGGCUGUGGUGGCGGCGGUCCUUCGUGUCGUGCUGCGCGAUUAAAUGUUGGCGAAGGAGGGAGGCUGGGGUUAUUCGGUCGUAUCAGACGUUCUUGA
Molecule: messenger RNA, 2157 nt
Organism: Diutina rugosa
Lineage: Eukaryota; Fungi; Ascomycota; Pichiomycetes; Serinales; Debaryomycetaceae
Exons: 1
Coding region: 1-2157 (718 amino acids)
Source: RefSeq, a predicted model, not a curated record